GUGUCAAUAAUGAGUCAACAACAACAAAAUAACCAAAAUGCUAAAAACGUUUAUGUGCCAAGUGAAGUUAAAAAACCUUGGUAUGUCACCGAGGAAAUGAUGUCUCGGCGAAUUACUUGUGAGAAGCGCCCAAUGUCUUUAAGCAAGAAGGAAAAGAGAGAAUAUCGGGAAAGAAUGAUUCCAAUGCCGAUUACGACUCUUGAGGAAUAGUUAAGUUUUGAAUUUGUAUU
Messenger RNA from Meloidogyne enterolobii, 230 nucleotides. The record is from the annotation of a GenBank genome assembly. NCBI's taxonomy places the organism in Eukaryota, Metazoa, Nematoda, Chromadorea, Rhabditida, Meloidogynidae.